Messenger RNA from Xyrauchen texanus (razorback sucker), 2452 nucleotides. RefSeq names its product carbonic anhydrase Xb (gene ca10b). The transcript is spliced from 9 exons. The record is from RefSeq and is a predicted model, not a curated record. The coding region runs from base 465 to 1445 and encodes 326 amino acids. Gene Ontology annotation, molecular function: carbonate dehydratase activity; zinc ion binding. Lineage: Eukaryota; Metazoa; Chordata; Actinopteri; Cypriniformes; Catostomidae.
AGGAACGUAAUUGCGUUAGAGUUUGAAUAGAUGUCAAAACUAAGCGCAUUCUCAAACGAGCGUCACGGGAGCGCGAGCCCCGCCUGCAGCAGGAUUAGCGCGCGCUAAAACCUGAGAUCCGCGCGCACGGGCAGGUAACGCAGCCAACACUAUCCACGACUCAAAUAACACAAAUAAGGAUAAAAAAGAAAGACAUUUAUUUUUCUGUUUUGCAACGCGUAUUUCCAGCGACUAAUCUAUCCCUGGACUUUCAAGUUUCAAUGCUGAGAAUUGUUAAGUGAUUUUACGUUUGGCAAAUUUCAUACUACAGCUGUGCUCUGGGUCGCGACAUUUGGAAAGGACUAUGUUCGUCGUAUCUGAGAGUGACUUGACCGUUCGCUCCGAAUAAUGCUUCAGACUUUGACUCAAGUGUUAUCAAGUUAAUUACCUGAAGCGAAGCGUGGUGGUCAUGGACUAGACGAAGAAUGCCGCACGUUUGGGAGUUCGUUCUGAUUCUCAACAUUAAUGUCAUCUUUUUAGAAGCACAACCGGUGUCAUCAAAGCUUCACGAUGGUUGGUGGGCAUACAAAGAUGUUGUCCAGGGGAGCUUUAUACCUGUGCCAUCUUUCUGGGGACUAGUAAACACUGCCUGGAAUCUUUGUGCAAUUGGGAAGAGACAGUCACCUGUGAAUAUCGAAACUAGUCGUAUGAUUUUUGACCCCUUCCUCAACCCGCUACAGCUCAAUGCAGGACAACGAAAGGUCAGUGGAACCAUGUACAAUACAGGUCGACAUGUUUCCCUGCGCCCAGAUAAGUUGCACCUGGUGAACAUCUCUGGUGGGCCGCUGAGCUACAGCUACAGGCUGGAGGAGAUCCGGCUUCACUUUGGCAGUGAGGAUAGUCGGGGCUCAGAGCACCUGCUCAACGGCCAGGCCUUCCCUGGAGAGGUGCAACUCAUCCAUUAUAAUCAGGACUUGUAUUUAAAUUACAGUGAUGCAGCCAGAAGUCCUAAUGGAAUUGCCGUUGUUUCUAUUUUCAUGAAGAUUUCAGAGCCUACAAAUUCAUUUUUAAACCGUAUGCUGAGCAGAGAAACCAUUACAAGGAUUACAUAUAAAUAUGAUGCAUACUUACUGAUGGGGCUCAAUAUUGAUGAGCUAUAUCCAGAAACCUCCCGUUUUAUUACGUAUGAGGGCUCGAUAACUAUUCCACCGUGCCUUGAGACAGCCACCUGGAUCUUAAUGAACAAGCCAAUAUACAUCUCACAGAUAGAGAUGCAAUCUCUUCGUCUUCUCAGUCAAAACCAGCCAUCCCAGAUCUUCCUGAGUAUGGGUGACAACAUGCGGCCGACCCAGCCACUGCACCAGCGCUGCAUCCGCACCAACAUCAACUUCAGUCAGAAAAGGGACUGUCCCAACAACCGCAUGUUGAGGCCACAAUAUAGAGUGAAUGAAUGGCUCCUGAAAUAACAGCUUGAUGUUGAUUAGUUACUUCUGAAUUUCCAGUAAAAUCUGAUGAAUAUGGCCAACAAACUGAAAACGUUUGGACAUUUUCUGCAAGAUGAAGCUAUCAACAAGACUGUUGCACACGCCCUGCUCCUGGCGGGCAACAUGAACACUCAAAUUAGCAGGAAAAAAAUAAGGGUCUUGAAAACAUCCAAAAUAAUAAUCAAACAAGCCCCCAGGAAGUACUGGAAGCAAGGGGAGAGACCGACAGCACAGGCAGGAACCAAUCUUUAUCCAUGUGCCCAUCAGCCGAGCAAACGAGGCAUGCCCCAUACCUGCUGCCACUCUGUGGAGAACCACCAGACAGGGCUGUUACAAAGGAAUUAAAAGAGGAAAGGACUUUUAAAUAAAAAUACAAGAAUUAUUUUAUACUUGUUUCUAUGUUUAUAACAACAUAUAUAUAUAUAUAUACACACAGGUUUGGGGAGUAAUGGAAUACAUGUAACGGGAUUAUAAGUAACUGUAUUCCACUACAGUUACAAUUUUAAUCAUUGGUAAUUAGAAUACAGUUACAUUCAAAAAGUGUUUUGAUUACUGAAGAGAUUACUUUGCAUUUUAUUGUCAUUUGUUUAAUUUCAUAUUUAGUCCUUUCAGAUGGAAAACAUUUAUACAUAUAAAUGAUGCGAUCCAAAGUGCAUUUGAACAGCAGUGAAACACUUUCUUUUGAUGUGUUACAUUCAUACGAGCAGACAGAGAAGUAAGUUUGGAGCAGAAUAAAUAGAAAUAAACCUUGUGUCAAUUGUCAGCUUUAUGCUAAGAUAAAACACUAUUUCUAGCCAUUUUACAUGCACAUAUUACCAGACACGAUCAUGUUUUUUAUCAAGAAAAUUCACGUUAGAUCAUCAUUUCUUUUUUCUAGUAAAACCUUUUAUAUUAAGGCAAAAUUCAAAUUCUUGAUAAUCAUUUUUCCUGUUAAAAUAUCUAAAAAGCCUUAAAACAAAUUAAUUAGAUGUAUCUUGUUUUAGAAGCAA